Molecule: messenger RNA, 4078 nt
Organism: Salvelinus namaycush (lake trout)
Lineage: Eukaryota; Metazoa; Chordata; Actinopteri; Salmoniformes; Salmonidae
Product: casein kinase I-like
Exons: 12
Coding region: 773-2125 (450 amino acids)
Biological process (GO): signal transduction; positive regulation of canonical Wnt signaling pathway; endocytosis
Cellular component (GO): plasma membrane; nucleus; cytoplasm
Molecular function (GO): ATP binding; protein serine/threonine kinase activity
Source: RefSeq, a predicted model, not a curated record
AUGAACAGCGCAGCUGUAGCAAAAUGUUCUGUUCGGUUUGUUGCCUUCUUCUUUUUACCGGCAGUGGCGAGACUUAGCUAAAGAGACGACAGGCAAGGAGAGAGAGGAGUAAAUUGAAGAAAAUUACAUAAACUAUGCAUUUGGAAUUUCCGUGUCUUAAAACAGAACAGGAGAAGGUGUUCUUCAGUGAGCGGUAGAGCUGCUCUGUCUCAGUCCAAUCAGAGUUCCCAGACCACCGCUCCGCCAGGUGUAUCAGACCGCUGGGAAUGACUGCGCCUUCACAACCUCACCAGGAGUGGGCGCUGGAGGACAACGCCCACAUCAACCACACAGCCAGGAGCAUCUUCCUUCCUUUAGCUAGGAGAGCCUUUCUUUCUACCUUUAGCUAGGAUAGUGUACUUUGUUUGUGUGAGCCUGCGAGUCCAGUCCUGGGUUGAGAUACAGUUUUGUUGCUGGUGAUUGGAGAAGAGAGGGAGAGCUUCCCAGACCACCAGGAGAGGAGAGACCGUGAAGACGGCUGCCCGAUCCGGAUCAGUUCACCAGAUCUUUACUCUCACUAUUGCUGGCUUAAUUAGUAGUUAUCAGCUCAACCGUUGGAAGUCCAUAGGCUAAAUAUAAAUGAUAUGCAGACACACUUUCAGGACUACCCCCUGCUCAGUGUGAGGUGCUCUGUUCCCCUCCACGUCCGCUGCCGGUCUGGUGGAUGUUUUGGCGGCUCUGAGGACUGCAUGGCAGUGGAGUGAUCGUGGAGAGGCCAGGGUACCACAAACUUAUGGACUUUGACAAGAGAGGAGGAGGAGGAAAGGGGGAGGCAGAGGAAGGGAAGAAGAUGUCAAAGUCCGGAGGGAGCCGGUCGGGGCAUGGCAGUCGCAGCUCGGGGAGCAACUCCGGGGUGCUCAUGGUGGGCCCUAACUUCCGGGUCGGGAAGAAGAUCGGCUGUGGGAACUUUGGAGAGCUUCGCCUGGGGAAGAACCUGUACACUAAUGAAUAUGUGGCCAUCAAACUGGAGCCCCUCAAGUCGCGGGCCCCACAGCUCCACCUGGAGUACAGGUUCUAUAAGCAGCUGGGGAGUUCAGAGGGCGUCCCCCAGGUAUUCUACUUUGGGCCCUGUGGGAAGUAUAAUGCCAUGGUUCUGGAGCUGCUGGGACCCAGUCUGGAAGACCUGUUUGAUCUGUGUGACAGAACCUUCUCCCUCAAGACCGUCCUCAUGAUCGCAAUUCAGCUGAUCACGCGGAUGGAGUUCGUCCACACCAGGAGUCUGAUCUACCGGGACGUGAAGCCUGAGAACUUCCUGGUUGGCCGGCCCGGCAGCAAGCGGCAGCACACCAUCCACAUCAUCGACUUCGGCCUGGCCAAAGAGUACAUCGACCCUGAGACCAAGAAACACAUCCCUUACAGGGAGCACAAGAGCCUGACGGGAACCGCACGUUACAUGAGCGUCAAUACUCACCUGGGUAAAGAACAAAGCAGGAGAGAUGACCUGGAAGCUCUAGGUCACAUGUUCAUGUACUUCCUGCGAGGCAGUCUGCCCUGGCAAGGCCUGAAGGCAGACACUCUGAAGGAGCGCUAUCAGAAGAUAGGUGACACCAAGAGAACCACACCCAUCGAGGUGCUGUGUGAGAGCUUCCCAGAAGAGAUGGCCACCUACCUGCGUUAUGUGCGGCGCCUGGAUUUCUUUGAGAAGCCGGACUACGACUACUUACGGAAACUCUUCACCGACCUCUUCGACAGGAACGGCUACGUCUUUGAUUACGAGUACGACUGGGUCGGCAAGCCACUGCCUACUCCCAUUGGUUCAGUCCCCAGUGAGACCCUUCUACAGUCCAGCAGCAGAGACAAGGCAACGCAGCAGACCAAAAACCAGUCGCCAGAACCCAAAGGAAGUGAGUCUCAGCCCACUCCAGUGACCAAUAGGGAGCUGCUGGGGUCCCAUCUAACAGCUGAUGGGCUGGGGGGCUCCGUCCAGGUGAUGAGUUCGACCAAUGGGGAGCUGAAUACAGACGAUCCGACUGCGGGCCACUCCAACACCCCCAUCACCGCCCCGGCCGAGGUGGAGGUGGCCGACGACACAAAGUGCUGCUGUUUCUUUAAGAGGAGGACGGGGCAAGGCCUCCAGAGACACUAGUGAAGAAGAGGCAAGGCCUCCGGCGACACUAGUGAAGGGGAGAGGCCUCCGGCGACACUAGUGAAGGGGAGAGGCCUCCGGCGACACUAGUGAAGGGGAGAGGCCUCCGGCGACACUCGUAAAGGGGAGCGGCCUCCGGCGGCACUCGUGAAGGGGAGCGGCCUCCGGCGGCACUCGUGAAGGGGAGCGGCCUCCGGCGGCACUCGUGAAGGGGAGCGGCCUCCGGCGGCACUCGUGAAGGGGAGCGGCCUCCGGCGGCACUCGUGAAGGGGAGAGGCCUCCGGCGGCACUCGUGAAGGGGAGAGGCCUCCGGCGGCACUCGUGAAGGGGAGAGGCCUCCGGCGGCACUCGUGAAGGGGAGAGGCCUCCGGCGACACUCGUGAAGGGGAGAGGCCUCCGGCGGCACUCGUGAAGGGGAGAGGCCUCCGGCGGCACUCGUGAAGGGGAGAGGCCUCCGGCGGCACUCGUGAAGGGGAGAGGCCUCCGGCGGCACUCGUGAAGGCACAAGACGGACUGACGGGAGGAAAGCAGUACUGAAAUUGAGCUGAGUGCUCUACACCCUCCUAUCUCUCUCUUUGUACAGUUAGAGCGCUCCCUGUUGAUCCUCCUGCAGUACUACAACACAGACUAAUGCCUGCUGUGAUGACCUGCCUUGUGCAGACAGACAGACCGGCAGGACCAAACGGACCAUAACCAUGAUUGUCUGUGUGCUUGGAGCUGAGAGGAUCAGAAGAAAUUCAUGUUUAUAUUUCUAUAAUGGAUGGAUGGAUGGAUAGCGGGGCGGAAAGAUGACCCUCAUAACGGACUGAUGGAGAGAGCUAGAAAAGACCUGAGAUGCAUAAAUAAGACAUUAUUUAAGGACAGAAAGACUGUUGGAAACUGUUUGUGUUCCAUAUAAACGUUCUGAACUGGAGGACAGAGAAACAGACUACUGUAACACAGUAGUGAUACCAUGCUCCAUUUACCAAGUCGUUGGUAAACUCCAGUAUAACAGACAGGAAAGAAAAAGUAAAAUGCAUGAACACCAGAAUCAGAAGGAAAAUGAAUACAACUUCUUUCCUUUUGUAUUUUAAAAUGAAGUUUUGAAACCCACUGAGUUGUUGAACAGUUGUACUUCGUUGUUCUUUAGAGCAUCUUCAGGAAACAGAGCUUUUUUCUCUUUAUUUCAUUCUGUUUUCUCAUUUCCUGUGGAUGGAUGUUGGUGACGGAUAGUGGCUGCUCUCAGGUACUGUGGGGGGGGGGGGGGGGGAGAUAAACAAAUAUUUAAUCUCUUUAAAAUUGCACUUUAGAUGGGGGGGGAGUUCAUGGAAUUCUGGGAUUAAAGUUUAACACCGACAAACAGAAAUACAAGCAGAUGUAGGAACAUUGAAACAUUGAACUGAAAGCAGUGAACCAGUACGGUUUUAUAACUACAGGUAGCCUGUAUAAAACUGGUGUGACUCAAAUGGCACCCUACUGCCAAUAUGUUGCACUAAUGACCUAAAUCAUAUGGGUCCUGGUCAAAAGUAGUUCACUAAAAGGUAAAUGGGUGCUGUUUGGGACAAGCCCUAAGCGUCAAUGGGUUUUAUGUUGCUUGUCCAAGUCAGUCACUUGGAAGUCAUAAUUUGUGCCAUUUUUUUUUUUUAAACGAAUGUCACAUUUUGAAAUGUGGAACAUAUUUAGGCUUGCGUAUCUUUUUGUAAAUGUUCUUAAUGAGCAUUCUCAACUUGUUAAUAUCUCUGGUGACACACACAUGCAAUGAAAUGUGUAUAGUAGUAAAAAACAAAAUGUAUAGUUGAGACCCAAUGUCACAACAGGUUAUGACACGGUCGUAGUCAUGUCACAACGGCUAACAUUACUUGUCACAACCUGUUGUCAAAUCAAAUUUUAUUUGUCACGUACACAGAUGUUAAUGCGAGUGUAGCGAAAUGCUUGUGCUUCUAGUUCUGACAGUGCAGUAAUAUCUAACAAAUA